AUGGCGACUCAAUUUCUCUUGGUGUUGUCAGUUAUGUUGUUGAUCCAAUCGCACGGGGGGAAAGGAGACGACACUCCAAUCAGUAGGUUCCAGCAAUACCUAAGAUUCAAAACGGCUCAUCCAAACCCGAACUACAGCGCACCCAUCAGUUUCCUGGUAGAGCAAGCUGAGUCAAUGGGUCUAACAACUCGAACCAUAGAAUACGUAAGAGGAAAGCCAGUUCUCCUGGUGACAUGGCUCGGCUCCAACCCCAAACUCCCUUUCAUUCUCUUAAACUCCCAUCUCGACUCCGUUCCCGCCGAAGCAGAUAAAUGGAUCCAUCCACCCUUCUCAGCUCACCGAACCUCCGACGCUGGUCUUAUCUACGCUCGCGGCUCCCAGGAUGAUAAGUGCAUCGGAGUUCAGUAUCUCGAGUCUAUCAGGAACUUGAAAUCCAGAGCCUUCCUUCCUCUCCGCACUCUCCACAUCUCUUACGUUCCCGACGAAGAGAUCGGAGGUUUCGACGGGAUGGCCAAGUUCGCCGCCUCCUCCGAUUUCCGCGAGCUGAAUGUUGGAUUCGCCAUGGACGAAGGGCAGGCCAAUCCGGGAGAUGACUUUAGGGUUUUCUUCGCUGAUCGGACUCCCUGGGAGCUGGUGAUUAGAGCUCAUGGCAUCCCUGGGCAUGGUGCUAAGCUUUAUGACAAUGGAGCUAUGGAAAAUCUCAUGAAGAGUGUUGAGCUCAUCUCCAAGUUUAGGGACUCUCAGUUUGAUUUCGUCAAAGCUGGCAAAGCUGCCAACUCCGAGGUUAUCUCUGUCAAUCCAGUUUAUCUCAAAGCUCGAACUCCUUCCAACACUGGAUUUGUGAUGAAUAUGCAGCCUUCAGAGGCAGAAGCUGGAUAUGAUCUAAGGCUGCCUCCAAUGGCUGAUCCUGAUCUUAUGAAGAAAAGGAUUGCUCAGGAAUGGGCUCCUUCUAUUAGGAACAUGACCUACACGAUAAAAGAGAAGGGGAAGUUAAGGGACCAUUUAGGACGACCGAUAAUGACUGCAACUAAUGGUUCGAAUCCUUGGUGGGCUGUCUUCAAGCAAGCUGUUGAAGCAACUGGUGGAAAACUCGCAAAGCCUGAAAUUUUGGCUUCAACCACAGAUGCGCGCUAUAUUCGCACUUUGGGAAUUCCACUUCUGGGUUUCUCACCCAUGAUCAAUACUCCUAUCCUAUUGCAUGACCAUAACGAGUUUCUUAAAGAUACCGUAUUCUUGAAAGGAAUAGAAGUAUAUGAAUCGGUUAUCAGCUCUUUAAGUUCCUUUGAGGGAGUAUCUGCUCAAAUGAUCUGA
Molecule: messenger RNA, 1311 nt
Organism: Eruca vesicaria subsp. sativa (arugula)
Lineage: Eukaryota; Viridiplantae; Streptophyta; Magnoliopsida; Brassicales; Brassicaceae
Source: the annotation of a GenBank genome assembly